AUGGCGUUCUCUGCGACUCUAUCCUACACUACCUUCCUUUCUCUUCCUCGCUUCCCGCAAAUUUUGAGGACAAAGAGAGUUCAUUUCCCACUGAUUCGUGCAGUACAAAGUGGUGAAGCCGACACCCCAAAGAGUAAGAGUGAAGGGUCAUCUAAUGCUCAGUCUUCAAGUGCUGCUCCAAAGCCUCCCAAGAAACCAGUUUAUUCCUUGAAGAAAGGUCAGAUUGUGAGGGUGGACAAGGAGAAAUAUCUGAAUAGCAUUAAUUAUCUUUCUGUUGGGCACCCACCUUACUACAAAGGAUUAGAUUACAUUUAUGAAGACCGUGGUGAGGUCCUGGAUUUGCGUAUAUUUGAAACAGGAGAGUAUGCACUUAUUGCAUGGGUAGGGAUCCCCACUGCUCCAGCUUGGCUUCCUACGUACAUGCUUAUCAAGUCGGAGAAGCUCGACUAUGAGAGGCUAUGA
Molecule: messenger RNA, 462 nt
Organism: Sphenostylis stenocarpa
Lineage: Eukaryota; Viridiplantae; Streptophyta; Magnoliopsida; Fabales; Fabaceae
Source: the annotation of a GenBank genome assembly